Callorhinchus milii (elephant shark) is the source of this 1992-nucleotide messenger RNA. RefSeq names its product BICD family like cargo adaptor 1 (gene bicdl1). The coding region runs from base 73 to 1437 and encodes 454 amino acids. The transcript has 10 exons. Gene Ontology annotation, biological process: Golgi to secretory granule transport; vesicle transport along microtubule. Lineage: Eukaryota; Metazoa; Chordata; Chondrichthyes; Chimaeriformes; Callorhinchidae. The record is from RefSeq and is a predicted model, not a curated record.
CUGAUCCUGGCCGCCAGACUGGGCAAAGCCUUGUUGGAGAGGAACCAAGAACUCCACUGCCAGUUCGAGAAGAUGCAACGGGAGCUCACUGACAAGCUGGAGCACCUGGCCCAGGAGAAGCACGAAUUGCGGAGACGUUUCGAGAACCGAGAGGGGGAGUGGGAGGGGCGAGUGGUGGAGCUGGAGACUGACCUCAAGCAGCUUCAGGACGAGCUGGAGAGGCAGCAGGUUCAGUUACGAGAGGCCGACAAAGAGAAAGGUAGAGCCAUGCAAGAGCUCUCUGAACAGAACCAGCGACUCCUGGAGCAGAUCACCAGGGCCGCUGAGAUCGAACAGCAACUGUCAAUACAGGUCCACAAUCUUCGUGACGAGUUCAGGGAGAAAAGCAUCUCAGCAAACCAGCACAUAGCACGAUUGGAGAGCUUACAGGCUGAGGUUCUAGAAAUAAAGAUGCUCACGGAACGAAAGCGUGAACUGGAGCGACGCAUCAGCACCAUGAUCGAGGAGAAUGAGAUGUUACAGAGUACCAUCGAGGACCUCCAAGACCGUGUGUUGUUGGCAGAGACACAGAGCCAAAACAAGGAUCUACAGCUGCGCCAGAAUCAACUGGAACUGCAGGAAAUCCGUCUGUCUCAUCGACAGCUUCAGGCCAAGGUUGACGAAAUGAACGAGGAGAUGAGUAUGCAGAGCGUGAGCCCGACGAGUACGUCGCUGCUGUCUGAGAUCGAGCAGAGCAUGGAGGCCGAGGAACUGGAGCAGGAAAGGGAGCAGCUCAGAAUGGAAAUGUGGGAAGCUUACUGCCAGGUGCGAUCGCUCUGCUCGCACCUGAGGGGAAACGACAUCACCGACUCCGCACUUUCCACCGACUCCUCCAUGGACGAUUCCUCAGACACUUCCUCCGCGAAGGACGUCCCCACUGGCAGCCUGCACACCGCAAUGCACGAGCUCAAACGCUUGGUGCAGAAUAUUGUCGACGGCAACGAGUCUACGGUGGUGCUGCUGAGGGUUGAAAUGACUGCGGUGAAAGAGGAACGAGACAAGUUAAAGGUGAUGUCUGCAGAAAAGGAGCAAGAUAAGCAGCUUCACAAGGCCAUCAGCGACCGGGAUGAAGCCAUUGCAAAGAAGAAUGCACUGGAGAUGGAACUGACCAAGUGUAAGAUUGACAUGAUGUCACUGAACAGCCAGCUCCUAGACGCAAUCCAGCAGAAGCUUAACCUCUCCCAGCAGCUGGAGGCCUGGCAGGAUGACAUGCACAGGGUCAUUGACCAGCAGCUAAUGGACAAACACCAGAGGGAGUGUCGGCCACCGGCAAAAGCCAACAGGAACGGCUACAGCACCAGGCGCAAAGCCGGCUCCUGGGUGAGACCGGACCGCAAGCGGGAGGACGUCGUUGGGGCGGAAGGGAAACGCCUCUUCUCGUUCUUCAAGAAGAAUUAAUUUUCUUUGCGUCACCAAUAAAAGGGAGGAGGGAGGGGGGAGGCCACCGACUGACUGACCGACCGACAGGCCAGCCGACCGGCAUGGAAUCGGGGGAGGACUUUAAGAGAUUCUGUGCGUAAUGUGAGUUUGAAACGAUUUAGAAAGGAAGCCCGAGGCUCAAAUAAUGCUCCAGUCGGCUUGACGUCACGGCACGUGUGGUCAUUUUAAAUGGGAAUUCCUCAGGCGAUCUCAGUCCAGCAGAAUUAUUCCAGCACCACAGUUCCUUGCGGGUGGCAGGACUAUAACGAUCUCUAAUGUACAAGGUCUCUCUCUCUAUCUCACUCUUCAACCCCCCCCCUCCAACCCAACCCAUCCCCCCAAUUCAAGUUCGGAGAGAUCGCUGGUAAAUGAGGAGUGAAGGCGUUGGCACAGUGGCACAAGCCGGGAUUUAACUGGGCAAUGCCACCCGCUGUUAUAAAAGGCUGAUCUGCGCACCCAGCACUGGGAGGGGAAGAUGCCCGAGCGCUUUGCCAGUUUAAGGUUCUCGUAAAGCCCAGGGGGUGGGGUGGGGGG